GGUCCUGAUGAAGAAGCUGUUGUGGAUCUUGGCAAAACCAGCUCAACUGUGAACACCAAGUUUGAAAAAGAAGAAUUAGAAAGUCACCGAGCAGUAUAUAUUGGUGUUCAUGUACCAUUUGGUAAGGAGAGUCGUCGACGUCAUAGGCAUCGUGGACACAAACAUCACCACCGGAGAAGAAAAGAUAAAGAAUCAGAUAAAGAAGAUGGACGGGAAUCUCCUUCUUAUGACACACCAUCCCAGAGAGUCCAGUUUAUCCUUGGUACGGAAGAUGAUGAUGAGGAGCAUAUUCCCCAUGACCUCUUCACAGAAAUGGAUGAGCUGUGUUACAGAGAUGGAGAAGACUAUGAGUGGAAAGAAACUGCGAGAUGGCUGAAAUUUGAAGAGGAUGUUGAAGAUGGUGGUGACCGAUGGAGUAAACCCUAUGUGGCAACUCUGUCUUUGCACAGUCUUUUUGAGCUAAGAAGCUGCAUCCUAAACGGAACCGUCAUGCUCGAUAUGAGAGCGAGCACCCUAGAUGAAAUAGCAGAUAUGGUAUUAGACAACAUGAUAGCCUCUGGUCAGUUAGAUGAGUCCAUAAGAGAGAAUGUGCGAGAAGCUCUCCUGAAGAGACAUCAUCAUCAGAAUGAGAAAAGAUUCACCAGUCGGAUUCCGCUUGUUCGGUCUUUUGCAGAUAUAGGCAAGAAACAUUCUGACCCUCACUUGCUUGAAAGGAAUGGUAUUUUAGCAUCUCCACAGUCUGCUCCUGGAAACUUGGACAAUAGUAAAAGUGGAGAAAUUAAAGGUAAUGGAAGUGGAGGAAGCAGAGAAAAUAGUACUGUUGAUUUCAGCAAGGUUGACAUGAAUUUCAUGAGGAAAAUUCCCACGGGAGCCGAGGCAUCCAAUGUUCUGGUAGGAGAAGUGGACUUUUUGGAAAGACCUAUAAUUGCAUUUGUGAGACUGGCUCCUGCUGUCCUCCUCUCAGGGCUGACUGAGGUCCCUGUUCCUACAAGGUUUUUGUUUCUGUUGUUGGGUCCAGCAGGCAAGGCACCGCAGUAUCAUGAAAUUGGCAGAUCCAUAGCCACCCUUAUGACAGAUGAGAUUUUUCAUGAUGUAGCUUACAAAGCAAAAGACAGAAACGACCUUUUAUCUGGAAUUGAUGAAUUUUUAGAUCAAGUAACUGUCCUACCUCCGGGUGAGUGGGAUCCUUCUAUCCGCAUAGAGCCACCAAAAAGUGUCCCUUCUCAGGAAAAGAGAAAGAUUCCUGUGUUUCCCAAUGGAUCUGCCACUUCGUCCGGUGAGAUUCCUAAGGAGGCUGCUCACCAUGCUGGGCCUGAGCUGCAGAGGACGGGACGGCUUUUUGGUGGUUUGAUACUUGACAUCAAAAGGAAAGCACCUUUUUUCUUGAGUGACUUCAAGGAUGCAUUAAGCCUGCAGUGCCUGGCCUCGAUUCUUUUCCUAUACUGUGCCUGUAUGUCUCCUGUUAUCACUUUUGGAGGGCUGCUUGGAGAAGCUACAGAAGGCAGAAUAAGUGCAAUAGAGUCUCUCUUUGGAGCAUCGUUAACUGGGAUUGCCUAUUCAUUGUUUGCUGGGCAACCUCUAACAAUACUGGGGAGCACAGGUCCAGUUUUAGUGUUUGAAAAAAUUUUAUUUAAAUUCUGCAGAGAUUAUGGCCUUUCCUAUCUGUCUUUAAGAACCAGCAUUGGUCUGUGGACUGCUUUUUUGUGCAUUGUUUUGGUUGCAACAGAUGCAAGCAGCCUUGUGUGUUACAUCACUCGAUUUACAGAGGAGGCUUUUGCAGCUCUCAUUUGCAUCAUAUUCAUCUAUGAAGCUUUGGAGAAGCUUUUUCACUUAGGAGAAGUGUACGCGUUUAAUAUGCACAAUGAUUUAGAUAAACUGACCAGCUACUCAUGUGUAUGUAUCGCACCUCCUGAUCCUAGCAAUGAAACCCUAGCACUGUGGAAGAACAAGAAUUUAACCUCACAUGGUAUUUCUUGGAGAAAUCUCUCUGUUUCUGAAUGUAAAAGCUUUCAUGGUGUAUUUGUAGGAUCAGCUUGUGGUCACCAUGGACCUUAUAUCCCAGAUGUGCUCUUUUGGUGUGUCAUCUUAUUUUUCACAACCUUUUUUCUGUCUUCAUUCCUCAAGCAGUUCAAGACCAAGCGUUACUUUCCUACCAAGGUGCGAUCGACAAUCAGUGACUUUGCUGUGUUUCUCACAAUAGUAAUAAUGGUUGCAAUUGACUACCUUGUAGGAGUUCCGUCUCCUAAACUUCAUGUUCCUGAAAAAUUUGAGCCUACUGAUCCAAAUAGGGGCUGGAUCAUAAGCCCAUUGGGAGAUAAUCCUUGGUGGACCUUACUGAUAGCUGCUAUUCCAGCUCUGCUUUGUACCAUUCUCAUCUUCAUGGAUCAGCAGAUUACAGCUGUAAUCAUAAACAGAAAGGAACACAAAUUGAAGAAAGGGGCUGGCUAUCACCUUGACUUGCUGAUGGUUGGUGUCAUGUUGGGAGUUUGCUCUGUCAUGGGACUUCCAUGGUUUGUGGCUGCAACGGUGUUGUCAAUAAGUCAUGUCAACAGCUUAAAAGUUGAAUCUGAGUGCUCUGCUCCAGGGGAACAACCCAAGUUUUUGGGAAUUCGUGAACAGCGGGUUACAGGACUAAUGAUUUUUAUUCUAAUGGGCCUCUCUGUGUUCAUGACAUCAGUACUAAAGUUUAUUCCGAUGCCUGUUCUGUAUGGUGUUUUCCUUUAUAUGGGAGUUUCCUCAUUAAAAGGAAUCCAGUUUUUUGACCGUAUAAAAUUAUUUGGAAUGCCUGCUAAGCAUCAGCCUGAUCUUAUCUACCUCCGCUAUGUACCUCUCUGGAAGGUCCACAUUUUCACAGUCAUUCAGCUUACCUGUCUUGUUCUAUUGUGGGUGAUAAAAGCUUCAGCUGCUGCAGUAGUUUUUCCCAUGAUGGUUCUUGCAUUGGUUUUUGUGCGCAAGCUGAUGGACCUGUGUUUCACAAAGAGAGAACUCAGUUGGCUUGAUGAUCUUAUGCCAGAAAGUAAGAAAAAGAAAGAAGAUGACAAAAAGAAAAAAGAGAAAGAGGAAGCUGAACGAAUGCUUCAAGAGGAUGACGACACUGUCCACCUCCCGUUUGAAGGGGGAAGCCUCUUGCAGAUCCCAGUUAAGGCCCUCAAAUAUAGUGUUGAUCCCUCAGUGGUUAACAUAUCAGAUGAAAUGGCCAAAACUGCACAGUGGAAGGCACUUUCCAUGAAUACUGAGAAUGCCAAAGUAACCAGAUCUAACAUGAGCCCUGAAAAACCUGUCAGUGUGACAGUAAAUUUUGAAGAUGAACCAUCAAAGAAAUACAUGGAUGCUGAAACUUCCUUAUAGAAUUGAACCAAGCAGAAUUAUAUAUAGAUAUAGAUGUAUAUCUAUAAUGUAUGUGUGUGUGUCGUAUCACUCUAACAAUAUUGUACGUCAUGCUAUGUGUGCAUGACUGCUAGGUGUUUUGAAAUAAUACCUGACGUUUGUUACAAGCACCAUGGAGACUGUGUAUAUUAAUGAAAUAGUCUCUUAGAAAUGAGGUACAUGGUUGUUAUUAUUAAAAUAUUUAUUCUGUUGGAAAAAAGCUUUUCUGUUAUGCAGUAGAAAGAUGUAGAGAAAUGCACUGCAGGCUUUCUUAAAUGUCUCUGUUCGUCAGUGGCAGUUCAUACCAACCUGAAGUGGUACCUACUUAAGUUUAUAGUUAUCAUUUUACUUGAGUGUCUAAAAACAUUCACCUAUUGCUUCACCUUUGUUAGCUUAGUACUUUACAGAAAGAACUGUGCUGUGAGAUCAGUGACGUGCUGGCUUCUGUGUGUGUCUUAUUUCUGUGCUGUCCCCCCUGCUGCACAGGUGACAGCAUUUCUUGGCCAUAGAGGUGAUUGGACAGCAGCGGGAACUUUCAGUCUAGGAACUAUAGUUUUUAACCUUUAGUUUUAGGAUUUUUUUUAUACCUUGAAACUUGCAUAUCUAGGUUUCUAUUCUAAAAGCCAAGUAAAUUAUAGGUAUUUAUAACUUAGCACCCAUCCAAUUUUAGCUUUAUGAAUUUUAGCAGCUAUACAAUGCCGUUUGCAAUGAAUUUUGUUACCUUUGUAGAAAUUAUUUUCUCAAAUUAUUUUCUCAAUUCACACUUUUUUAGAAUUCAUAAAUCCUCUAUUCUUUGCUGUUGCUCUCUUAAAGUGAAGUAGUUUGUAUCAGGUUCAAAUCUUUAUUAAAUUGCCAUUAUAAAUAACAUCGUCAAGUAAUCAGGAGUCCGAAUCCUCUGAAAUGGGCUUAUGAUCAGUAUUACUUUAUUAAGAAUUACCUUUCAUUUUCUUACUAUUAUUUUUCUUGUAUAGAUUAUAUUUAAUAGGUUUUGCCCCACAAUUUCACUUUAAGAUAUUUUACUUAAAUUGAUAUACUUAUUAUAUAAACAUUUGAAAAGGUAACCAGUAUAAACUGUUAAUGUAAAUAAUUGGUGCUCACUUGCAUUUAUGUUUAUUAUCUUAAAGAAAUUGACAGAUUUUUCAUCUUUAAAGCACUGCCAUAUUUGUCUUUUAAAGAAAAUUAGACAUAUGUAUAGCUCAGAUUGAUGGCAUUCUUCCUAUUUUGUGUUAGUAUUUUUUAAUUUGGUUUUUCUGAUUUGCCCUUCUAACUUCUAGGAAAUCAUUUUAGUCAUCUUUUAUAUACUCUUAGCUCCAUGUAGAAAAAUAAUUGUUAGUGUUAAGCUUGUAGGACUGGGUGAAUGGGGUUGUGAAACUGAUUUGUCAGGAGACUAAUGUACAAAAAACAAGUGUAAUACUGGAGAUGGUGACAUGAAUAUUAGGGGAAACAUCUUAGUGAAAUUCCAGUGUUCCCUUAAGUCAUUUAUAAUUAAAGUGUGAAAAUACAAAGAAUUGAUCUUAAAGAAGAUCACAAGACAUGCCAAAAGCUGGUAUUUUAGAAACUCUAAAAUGUUUUCAAUCCAUUCUAAACUACAUUAUAGCUGAUAAAAUUUCUUCUUCUGCAGAUUCUAGUAAAUUAAUGAAUUCAACUUUUGCGUCAGCUGCAAUGUUGGAAUGUAGCUCUUUUCUUGAGACUGUAGUUGGCAUUAUUUGGUACUACCUGAAAAAGAGUUUCAGACUCUAUUGGCUAUUGAUGGAGAGUAUUACCCAUGGUGCUUAUUAUUACGUGCUUCCAUUUAGGUGAUUACUUUGUGUUCAUAGCAGCACAGCCAGUUCCAAAGUCCCCAGUGUCUGCUGCUGUUUUUUUAAACUCCCCUGAUGUACCUGAACAAGAAAGUCUCCUCAUCAUUUCCUUGUGUUUGGACAUCAAAGGGUUGACAAAUGCACUUAUUUUACAGGAAGUGAUUUUAAAAUUUAAACUGAAAACUACCUGGGAUCAUAGUGUUUCUCUGAUAUUAUAUAAUUAUGUAUAGUUAUUAUCCAGUGCUAGAAAAACCAUAACCUGCAAGAUACUUAGCAUUCAAAAGUAUUCUAUUUCCAAUUAUUAAUGACUCUGCUUUCUUUUGACUACUUGAUUUACAAAAUGAUCUGAUAUGACUACUCCACUGAAGAGCAAAGGUAACUCAUGUUUAAGUAAUUAACUGCUUGUGUUAAGUGGAAUCAUGGAUAGCAUUCAUUCAUUGCAAGACAGUGAAGGAUAUAAUUUACGGUAUAUUGAUUUUUAAGUGUUGCCUUAAAUAGGUGUAUAUGAGCAGUAGUAAUUGCUAUGUACUGAUUUACCUCAAAGUGCAAAAUAAUUAAACCUGUGCAUAUUCCAUUUACAAAAUAAAUUCAAACAACCCUGCACUUUCUUAGAUGCCUUGAUUUUUCAGAAUGGAGCUUAGUGCUACUGAAUACCCUGGCCACAGAGCCAUCUCAGGAUGUUCUUUUCUCCACCCUAUUUUAUUUAUUUAUAGAUGUCUGUUUACAAAGACUAUAAUAAAUUCUGAUGUUAACCAUCUGAAAUUUACCUUCAGUUGCUGUUUCGAUCUAAAAUAGCAGCUUUUGAGAAAAUGAGCUGAGUUCCUUACAAUAAAAGGAUAACUAUAUAUUUUUAAUAUUAGAUAUGCUGAUACAUACAACUUUCUAAAGCAUAUUUGUGUGUGUGUGUCUCUGUGUGUGUGUGUGUGUGUGUGUGUGUGUGUGUAGUUAGCAAUCUUAAAUCUCUUAUGUUGUUUAAAGCUGUGGCAUAUCUAUGUUCGGACUUGCCAAGUCUUUUGUAAAAUGUGUUGGAUAAAACUUUUAUGUGCUAAUGCAUGUAUUUAUAAAGGAGAUUUGUUUACCACUCAAAAUUAAUAAUUUUUGUUUUCUUCAUCCAAAAACAUUUCUGUUUUCCACAAACUCAAAGUUUCUGUGUGAGUAUACUAGUUGACUUUUUCCUUUCACAAAGGUGGGUUCAAAAUUCUGUAAAAAAAAAAAAAAAAGAAAAGAAAAAGAAAAGAAAAAAAGAAAGAAAAACCCAAAAAAACAAAAAAAACUGGUCUCUGAAACUGAGGUAUAAUACCAGAGUUUGCUAUUUAAAGGGUUUUUAUCAUGUACAUCAGUUCUGUAAAUGUGCUUGAUAGUUUAACAUGUGAAACAUCUGUUUCAGAGUGCUCAGAUUUUGGAUAUAUAAGCCAUCAAUAUAACAUUGCAGUUGAGACUGUUUAUUUUAAAUAACUUAAUGUUUUAACUUUAUUUAUGUAGAUUCACAUCAUUGUUACCAUAUACAGUACAAAUAUGUGAAACGUCUUUUCUUUUAUUCCAACAAUUAUUUAUUUUUAGAAAGUAAAUUUAAAGACUUUAAGGACAUUUAAGGUUUAAAAUAGUAUUCAGAUUUCAAAAUUUGGCAAUCUUAAUGUAGUCUCUUCUAACUUUUCAGAAAGUAAAGUGUCAGUUUUAGAAAACAUAGUUGAAAAAGGAAUCAUCUAAAGAUUUUUUAAAAAUUUGAUUACCACAUACUUAGAAUAAUUGUUAAGCCCCAUGUUUGUUUGUAAUCAUUUUUUUGCACAUUGAUUGGUUUUGUGCUGUGGCUUUUCUUAAUGUUGCUUUAUUAUUCAAGGUUUUUGUUUCUGUGGGGAGGGUCUUUCAAUGUUUACUAUGUUUAAAUAAACAGAAAUUGAAUUUUAUUGUUCAUUUACGUAAUCUUUGAUACCUUGGUGUAAUUUCACAGUAUCGAUAGAAUUUUUAUGACUUUUAUAAUUACAGUGAUACUUGCUUUUGUAAUAAAAUCCAAAGUAAAUUAAACGUUAAAUUGUAGAACUGAUAUUUUUCAUUUAUAUGAAGUCCCAGUCGUUAUCCAAGUCUAUAAUGUGAACCAUCCUGCCUUUCACAGUUGUUUCAUAAUUGUGAGAAGAAAACUAUUUUUUGUAGAUAUUAUUGAAGUUGAAAGAGCAAUAAAAGUCUACUUAAUAAGUU
Messenger RNA from Chinchilla lanigera (long-tailed chinchilla), 7358 nucleotides. RefSeq names its product solute carrier family 4, sodium bicarbonate cotransporter, member 7 (gene Slc4a7). NCBI's taxonomy places the organism in Eukaryota, Metazoa, Chordata, Mammalia, Rodentia, Chinchillidae. The record is from RefSeq and is a predicted model, not a curated record. Gene Ontology annotation, cellular component: plasma membrane; apical plasma membrane; basolateral plasma membrane. Gene Ontology annotation, biological process: regulation of intracellular pH; bicarbonate transport; auditory receptor cell development. Gene Ontology annotation, molecular function: sodium:bicarbonate symporter activity; monoatomic anion transmembrane transporter activity; solute:inorganic anion antiporter activity.